Messenger RNA from Peniophora sp. CBMAI 1063, 1683 nucleotides. The record is from the annotation of a GenBank genome assembly. NCBI's taxonomy places the organism in Eukaryota, Fungi, Basidiomycota, Agaricomycetes, Russulales, Peniophoraceae.
AUGGCAAUUCUAUCCGUUUUUAACGAUCUCGACGAGCCUUUCACGGGGUUGCACUUCGGGAAGUGGAACAUCGUGGGAGCUUUGGCGGUCUCCGUAUCACUAUACAUCGUUUAUACUGUCUAUCGUCAUCGCAAAUGGCCCGCCUACACGCUUCCUGGCCCUCCACUUCGGAGUUUUCUCUACGGGAGCAUACCCGCUCCCGUACCGUCCGACGUUGCAUCGCUCUAUCUACAUCAGGGGUGGUUCAAGAAGUACGGUCCAACCUUCCGGUUUUGGAACAGGCUUGCCAGACCCACGAUUAUGACUGUCGACCCUACGGCAUUGCGUCAUAUGAUGAGCAGCCCUGUAUAUGAGAAAGGAAAGCUAUUGAAACAUUUUCUCGGUGACAUUAUCGGAGAAGGACUUCUCUUCGUCGAAGGUGCGGAGCACAAGAAACAGCGUCGGGUCAUGAAUCCUGCCUUUGGACCCUUGCAAGUCAAGAGAUUCACAGAGACAUUCCUACGUAAAUCGCACGAGAUGAGGGACCUCUGGCUUGAUCUUUGUGCGCGCAACACGACGCGUAAUGACGGCUACCUCAGAAUCGACGCCUUCGCGUGGUUGAAUAAGGUCACACUGGAUAUCAUUGGGCUUGCUGGGUUCGACUACGACAUAGACUCUUUACACGCGCCUGAAGACCACCCCAACGAGCUCAAUGAGGCUGUGCGGACUAUCUUCUCAUUCGACUUUAACCUCGGCGUCUUAGCACAGUUUAUGAUCCCCGGCCUUCGUCACAUCCCCACGAAGCGCGUCCGCGAGCAAUCUAAGGCUCAAGCGCUCAUAGAAUCCAUUGGGAUGCGUCUUAUCCAAUCCAAGAAACAGGCCAUCAUCCGCGAGACGUUCCUCUCGCCCACCGAGGUCGAGAAGAAGGAUAUCCAGGGGUCUGACUUGUUGAGUUUAUUGUUAAGGGCUAACAUGGCCAGUGAUCUUCCCGAGAGCGCGAGGAUGAGCGAUACAGACAUCGUUUCCCAAGUGCCAACGUUCUUGAUUGCCGGGCAUGAAACAACGAGCACGGCCGUGACAUGGGGCCUCUACGCCAUGGCCUGUGAUAGCCGCGUUCAACAGACGCUCCGCGCCGAACUGCUUUCUAUGCCGACGGACACGCCAACUGACGCCGAGUUGAACGCUCUGCCCUACCUCGAUGCCGUUAUACGCGAGAUCCUGCGUGUAUACUCCCCCGUUUAUCUCACGGAUCGGUGCGCGACGAAGGACGACAUCGUUCCGCUUAAGACGCCGAUUAUCGGGACAGACGGGAAGAUCAUGUCUGAGAUACAUUUGUCCAAGGGAGACAUGGUUAUGUUUCCCAUUCAGGUCCUCAAUCGGAUGGAAGAGUACUGGGGCGACGAUGCCCAGCAAUUCCGGCCCGAGCGUUGGUCUCAGCUCCCCGACACUGUCAAGGAUCUGCCCGGAGUGUUCUCCAACAUGCUCACCUUCUUCGCCGGCACACACGCCUGUAUCGGCUAUCGCUUCUCCAUUGCUGAGAUGAAAGCACUCCUGUUUACCAUCGUGCGCUCCUUUGAAUUUGAGCUUGCCGUUGCGCCGAUGGAUAUCAUGCGCAAGACAAUGAUCGUCGGACGACCGAGUCUAACGACAGAUCCUGCAGCUGGUAAUCAGCUUCCUCUAUUGAUCCGACCUGUCAGUGCAUGA